Messenger RNA from Striga hermonthica, 291 nucleotides. The record is from the annotation of a GenBank genome assembly. NCBI's taxonomy places the organism in Eukaryota, Viridiplantae, Streptophyta, Magnoliopsida, Lamiales, Orobanchaceae.
GAAAGAAAAGAAGCACAAAAGGAAGAACAAAAACACGAAAAACACAAAAUAAAGAGAAACACAGAAAAUAAAAUCAAUACCAAAACCAAAUAUCAUACUUGCCUUCCCCGGCAACGGCGCCAAAUUUGUUGUGUACAAAUUAUUAUUAUUUAUCGAGCACCAAAUCGAAGGAUUCGUUUCUCGGGUCGAUCGAGGAAGGCGGUUCGGAAUUUAGGUUCGAUAUUGAUAACACAUAAAAGCAAAGAAAAUCCUAAACAUACUAAUCUUUGUAUUUGGUGUUGGUUUAGGAUU